UUCCUCUUCCCCCGUCGUGACUGUUCUACUGCGCGAGUGGAUGUGCAGUAGAAUAACAUCGUCAGAGGUCGGCCAUUGUCGGGGACGAUGCGAAUUAUUCUGAUCGGAGUUUGAGGUGCAGGAUAGAUAUUCAUUUGUGCAUUGAGUCGUACACGAGUUACCACGAUGCAUCCGACUUUGGGAUUGAGUUCAAAUGUACCGGCCUUCCUUGCCAAGCUUUGGAAGUUGGUCGAGGAUCCGGACACCGACCACCUCAUCUUCUGGUCACCCAAUGGGAAAAGCUUUUUCAUUAGAGAUCAAGCAAAGUUUGCGAGAGAUUUGUUACCGCAUUACUACAAACAUAACAAUAUGGCCAGUUUUAUACGACAGUUGAAUAUGUAUGGAUUUCAUAAGAAGGUAUCUGUAGAACUGGGUGGCCUAAAAUGUGAUAAAGAUGAUAUGGAGUUUGCACAUCAGUACUUUAUCAAAGAUAGACCUUAUUUAGUCGAGCAUAUUAAAAGAAAAAUUGCUUCUAAUAAAAAUCAAGAUUCUACACAUUCGCCUAUUAAAUCAGAUAUAAUGAACAAAGUGUUAAAUGACGUAAGAAACAUGAAAGAUCGUCAAGAAGACAUGGAUAAUAAAUUAAGUGCAAUGAAGCUUGAAAAUGCAACAUUAUGGGGGCAGUUGGUAGCAUUGAGGCAAAAACAUUUAAAACAGCAACAAAUUGUUAACAAACUUAUUCACUUUCUUGUUACUCUUGUGCAACCAUCAAGAGGUGGUUUAUCUGUUAAGAGGCGAUAUCCACUAAUGAUAGAUGAUUCAAGUUGUCCACAUAAACAAAGCAAAAUAAUCUAAGGUAGUAUGAUUAUUGCGCCUCCUCAAGCAUCUCCUACAGGACCAGUAAUUCAUGAACUUGAUGCAUCAGACCUUGAUGUCAAUGCAGAGUACGUUGCUACUGAUAUAUUAGAAAGUGAAACUCCAAAUGUUCAAAGUCCACAGGAACAAUAUGAAAUAGAUGAUGAAAAGAUGGAAACUGUUCAUUUAAUUAAAGAUUCUAUUCAAAAUCCUGAGAUUGAUAAAAAUAAAAAAUAUAUUAUCAAAGGCAAAAAGAAGAGAAAAGACAAGGUGCCUAUCAGAAUUUCAAUACCACCAUUGGAAAAUGGAGAAAAACCAAGGGAAGAAUUGCAUAUGCUUGAAUUAGGUACUGAUGAAGAUGAGCCUAUGGCUGUUGCUUUAUUGAAAAAUGAAUCCAUUGGUUCUAAACCAGUACCCAUGGCGACUGUGCGCAGUUCUAAACUCGCAGCAAUGGCAGCGAAUAUUAAUAAAUCUCAAGAUGAACAUGAUACUGAUAUGAACAUCCCAACUGAAUUGGAGGAUGACAUGGAAGCUUCGGACAAUGAUGCAUCAAUGGUGAAACUAGAAGAUAUCCUAAUUGUCCCGGAAAUGCUUAAUGAUAAUAUUGAAAAUAAUAUUGAGAAUAAGCAAGAUAAUAACAACAAAUCUAAUAAAGCUACUAAGAGACUUAAUCAAAUCGAUGGUGGGAAAAGUGUUUUAGUGAAAAACAAUAAUGAACAAUUCAAUGAAAACAAAAUGAUAAAUUGUCCACAAAAAGAAAAUAACAGUGAUAAGACAGAUGCAAGUUCAUCGAAAAAUUUAUCUGUGAGCUGUGUUAAUUUUUCUGGAAAAUCUGAAGCUAAUUACAGGUUAGAACCAACGGAGGAAAUGGAUUCUCAUCUGGAAACAAUACAGAAUGAUUUGGGCAAUUUGCAUGAAUAUGUACUUGCUGAAAAGUAUAAUAUUGACACUAAUGUAGCUAAUAUAUUUGGGCAGCUAUUUAGUGGAGAUGAACUAUUUGGAUUACCAAUUAAUUCAGAGUUGGCUCCAAAUUGUGGACGAGAAGAUGAUGAUAAUAUAAAUGUUACCAAUGGAUCUACUGGUGGGGAAUUAAUGACAUAUAAUUCAUCAUCUAACCUACUAGAUUUUGAUGACAUAUUCUUGGAAAAUCCAUCGUUAUCGAAUCCAGAUUUACCUACAAAUAGUCAGUAUUCAGAUUUAGAUUUAGAGGAAAGUAAACUUCUUGAUUCAUCUGAUAAAUAAUGUAAAUCCAAAAUCAUAAAUUUGUUAAUUAUGAUUUAUAGCUUUCUUGAAA
This is a messenger RNA of Pogonomyrmex barbatus (red harvester ant), 2128 nucleotides long. RefSeq lists its product as uncharacterized. Gene Ontology annotation, molecular function: sequence-specific DNA binding; DNA-binding transcription factor activity. NCBI's taxonomy places the organism in Eukaryota, Metazoa, Arthropoda, Insecta, Hymenoptera, Formicidae. Gene Ontology annotation, biological process: regulation of DNA-templated transcription. The record is from RefSeq and is a predicted model, not a curated record.